This is a messenger RNA of Miscanthus lutarioriparius, 1812 nucleotides long. The record is from the annotation of a GenBank genome assembly. NCBI's taxonomy places the organism in Eukaryota, Viridiplantae, Streptophyta, Magnoliopsida, Poales, Poaceae.
AUGGCCCAUAUCACGCUCGGCUCGACCGAGCCGCCUCCGUCGUCCCAGCACGGAUGCCGCCGCCGUCUGCUCAUCAUCCUCGCGUCCACCGUCAGCGUGGCGCUCGCCGUCGCCGUCUCGCUGGCCAUCUACUUCGCCGUGCGGCUGGGGCCGACGGGUGAUGUCAUCCUUGCUUCUACCGAGGCGAUCAGGCGCACGUGCGGGCCCACGCUGUACCCGGCGCUGUGCGUCAGCGAGCUCGCGGCGCUCCCCGGCGCGGCGGCCGCGCGGGACGCCGACCUCGUGCCCAUGUCGCUCGACGCCACUCGCCGGAGAGUGGCGGACGCGCUCGCCGACGCGACGGAGCUCGUGGCCGCGCGGGCGCCGCCGGACGACGCUGCUGCUGGUGGCUACGACAUCAGCGACUGCCUCGAGAUGCUCGAGGCCGCGGCCGACCUACUCAACCGCUCGGUCCGCGCCGUCACGGUGUCUACAGCUGCGGGCGCCGCCGCCGCCGACGUGCACGACGACGUCAUGGCCUGGCUCAGCGCGGCGCUCACGUACCACGACACGUGCCGCGACGGCCUUCAUGAAGAAGUUGACGCCGACCGCGGCGGCGGCAAGGACGGCCACACCGUCAAGGCCCAGAUGCUUCGGUCCCUCGCCAACCUCAGGGAGCACCUAAGCAACAGCCUCGCCAUCUUCAAGGCACAGGGAGCACCGGACGGCGACGUCGCCGGCGUCACCGUCCAGAAACGACAGCUACUGUCAGCCAGCAGCGGCCACGGAGACCUCACCUUUGGGGCGCCAAGGUGGGUAAAACACAACGAUCGCCGGCUCCUCGAUGCUCCGACCGCUGACAUCGUGCCCGACAUGGUCGUGGCCAAGGACGGCAGCGGAACGCACCAGAGCAUCGGCGACGCCGUGGAGGCUGCUCCCGUGCACAGCGCCCGCCGAGUCGUGAUCUACAUCAAGGCCGGCGUGUACACCGAGAACGUCAGUGUGGCGCGCAACAAGACGAAUCUGGUGCUCGUCGGCGACGGCGCCGGGCAGACGGUGGUGGUCGGGCGCCGCAGCGUCGGGGACGGCCUCAGGACUUUCGACACGGCGACGCUGUCGGUGUCCGGGGACGGGUUCAUGGUGCGCGACCUGACGGUGGAGAACCGCGCGGGGCCCGGGGCGCACCAGGCGGUGGCGCUGCUGGUGAGCGCGGACCGGGCGGUGGCGUACCGGUGCGCCGUGGUGGGGUACCAGGACACGCUGUACGCGCACGCGCAGCGGCAGCUGUACCGCGAGUGCGAGGUGGCCGGCACGGUGGACGCCGUGUUCGGCAACGCGGCGGCGGUGCUGCAGAACUGCACGCUGCGUGCGCGGCGGCCGCUGCCGGAGCAGAAGAACACGGUGACGGCGCAGGGACGCGCGGACCCGAACCAGAGCACGGGGUUCUCGGUGCACGGCUGCCGGCUGGUGCCGUCGACGGAGCUGGAGCGCGCCGUGCGCGGUGAGUACCCGACGAACUCGACGUACCUGGGCCGGCCGUGGAAGCCGUAUGCGCGGGUGGUGUACAUGGAGUCGUACAUGGGGGCACACGUGGACGCAUCCGGGUGGCUGGCGUGGGACGCGUCGGCGCGCGUGCCCGACGACACGGUGUACUACGGCGAGUACCGGAACUACGGGCCCGGCGCGGAGCUCGAGGGGCGCGUGGCGUGGCCGGGACACCGCGUCAUCACGCUGGCGGAGGAGGCGAUGGAGUUCACGGUGAGCAGGUUCAUCGGCGGCUACUCGUGGCUGCCGGCCACCGGGGUGCCUUUCGAAGGCGGCUUGACCGCGUGA